This is a messenger RNA of Scylla paramamosain (green mud crab), 1987 nucleotides long. RefSeq names its product band 4.1-like protein 1. Bases 206 to 1918 code for a protein of 570 amino acids. The transcript is spliced from 13 exons. NCBI's taxonomy places the organism in Eukaryota, Metazoa, Arthropoda, Malacostraca, Decapoda, Portunidae. Gene Ontology annotation, molecular function: cytoskeletal protein binding. The record is from RefSeq and is a predicted model, not a curated record. Gene Ontology annotation, cellular component: cytoskeleton; plasma membrane.
AGGAGUGGCCAAAAGACUCAACAAAAUGGCUGCCGAGUUUCUCCUAUGAAAAUAAUUUGCGGAAAUUUCUCAAAAAUCACCGUUUCUACUUUGCCUAGCCGUGCGUGGGCGUGCCAUGGCGUGAGGGUAGGCCUAUGGGAACAACACAGGCCUAUAACAACCACGGACAAGCUGAAAUAAGAGGAGAAAUAAGGGACCCAGAGCAAUGCCAGAGGACGUGGAGACUAAAGAAAAUGGAACUGAGAGGAGGAAGGGAAGAGGAGGAGGAAGAGGAGGAGGAGGAGGAGGAGGAGAAGGAGGAGGAGUGUCUUCUCCAACCUCCAUCACCAAGAAGGGGAAGACUGUGUUAACCAGGGUGAAGCUGUUAGAUGGCUCGGACUGUGAAGUAGCGGUCGAGAAGAAGUGCCGUGGCCAAGAUAUCAUAAAUUCAGUAGCAGAGCAGAUUAACCUAUUGGAAAAGGACUAUUUUGGACUAUCCUACACUGACUAUCCUGGAGGAGGCACUGCUUGGAUCUGCCCAGAGAAACGGGUCGCCAAGCAGGUCAGAGGUCGCCCCUGGGAGUUCGAAUUCCAGGUCAAAUUUUACCCUCCUGAUCCUUCCCAGCUUGCCGAGGACAUAACUCGGUACCAGCUCUGUCUGCAGGUACGCCAAGACAUCCUCGCUGGACGGCUCCCCUGUUCGUUCGUCACUCAUGCUCUGCUUGGCUCGUACUUGGUGCAGGCAGAGGUCGGGGACUUUGAUAGUUCUAUGCACGGGUCUACUGACUACCUGGCUGAGUUCACCUUUGCUCCUCAGCAGAGCCAGCAGCUUCUGGAGAAAGUCAGAGAACUUCAUAAAACACACAAGGGGCAGACUCCAGCUGAAGCCGAACUACACUAUUUAGAGAAUGCUAAGAAACUUGCUAUGUACGGUGUUGACUUGCACCCUGCCAAGGACUCGGAAGGGGUGGACAUCAUGCUGGGUGUGUGCGCAUCCGGUCUACUGGUCUACCGGGACAAGCUUCGCAUCAACCGGUUUGCUUGGCCUAAGAUAUUGAAGAUCUCUUAUAAAAGGAGCAAUUAUUAUAUUAAGAUUCGGCCGGGAGAGUUUGAGACCUUCGAAAGCACUGUUGGAUUCAAGCUGGCCAAUCACAGAGCAGCUAAGCGGUUGUGGAAGGUGUGUGUGGAGCACCAUACCUUCUUCAGGUUGAUGACCCCAGAACCACCGCAAAGACAAGGACUGUGGCCAAGACUGGGAUCAAAAUUUAGAUAUUCUGGGAGGACUCAGUACCAAAGCAGAAUGGCAGCUAAUUUGAGCGACAGGAACAACCCCGGCUUCGAACGGUCCCUUAGUCGACGUAAGCUGUCCUCUCGUUCAAUGGAUGCUUACAGUAUAAUUGAGGCUCUGGGACACACAGGGGACUCUCCCGAAACCACAAAGAGGCACACAAUGUCCCACCCCCCCCACAUCCCGGGACUGGAUACUACUGCUACUACUACUACUACUACUGCUACUACUACUACUACUACUUCACCACCCAACUCUACAGGCACUGCUGAUAAGAGGCGGCGCGGAAGCAACUACUCAUCGCACUCGUCUGACUCAUCUGUUGAAGGAAAUUUCGUUGCCCCAGAGAGAGGAAAGAAGCCGCUGGGUGGAGUAGCAGUGGUUCCAGUGGCUGACCUUGUGGAAGCGACCCGCAAGAGGGCUGCUCAGAUGGCCAAGGCUCAGCCUAGUACACAGACGACACCUCCGUCAACACCACCUCCUAUCUACCACGGCGACCAGACCACCACCACCACCACCACCACCACUGACCCAGCCACAGUGAAUUCGGGGGGACCAGGGGGACGAGAGGUCAGGUCGCGCUCCGAAUUCACCUUUGACCCGACAGUACAGCUACGAGGCAGAGGUCGGAGCAGAGAAGAGGGAGUUUGACCCCUCGGCUACUGGCUUCACUUAUGCUGGCAAAGCUGAGGCUCCUGGCUUGAAGGGUGACCAAGGAAA